ACGCCUAGACGUCACGCUUAUAGUGCGCUAUCGAAGAAAAAUUUUCUCUCAUCAGGAAUCUCUAUCUCAAUCUGGGAUUAGGGAAAAUAACUAAAUAAGUGAAAGGUCAUUAUUUUCUAUUUUGUCUUCAAUCUGUAGUGAGAAGUCUUUUAAGUUCGUUCUACUCUGACGUUUACAUAUUACAUCGUUAUAGUACUAACAGCAAAGUUUCUGAAAAAUCCACAAUGCCACGAUUGAUAAGAGUGAAAUCACUGUCCCAAACAUGUCUUGAAUUUGUUAUAAACAACAUGGCUGUGCUGUGUGAGAACCUAACGAGUGAUCUUCCUACUACUAUUAGCAACCAAUCAAGCCACAGCCCUUUUGAUCAAUUACCAUCAAAGUUCUUGGAGGAAAUAAUCAGUGCUCUUCAAACCAAAAAAUGUUUGAAACAGUUUCUUGGUUUGCUAGUAGCUCCACAACUACAGACCCUGGAUCUGAGAUAUUUGUCAAAGGAAGAUAAUUGUACUGAUUUGGAACUUAAUUUGCUGAGAUGUAUAUACUUAAAAAACCUAUCUCUCCGCUGGUCAUCUCUUUGUAAUGACAAAUUCUUGUCUUCUGUCAUUCCCAUGUUUGUAAAAUUACAAGUUCUGGAUAUUUCGAAUUCUGCAGCAGGGGACAGCAGCUUGGAAGUAAUUGGAACUUAUUGCACAGAUUUGAGAGAACUGGAAUUUAUGAAUUGCAAGAAUAUUACAGAUAUUGGAGUUAAAGGGCUGUGUGUUAGUAGUACUACGCACAAUCUAGGAAGGGAAGGGGAUAAAUUGGGACUGCACAAAUCUCUUCUUAAACUGGGUUCGUUUGGUACUGAAAUUACCAACGCAGGAAUCCAAUUGGGCUUGGAAACUUUCCGUAGUCUUCAAGUCUGGGAUUUGGUCACUGUACAAAUCUUGGCGAAAAUUCACACAGAAAAUUUCUUGAAUCCAUCUCCGGAGAUUCCAAAGUAUUCCCUGAUGAAUUUGGAAAUAGCUUUACUUGGUAUCCAUUACGUCCCUAAAACUUUUGGAUUUGUUUUGUCUCUGUGUCCCUUUGUGAUUGAGGUAGAAAUCAAUACCUUCAACCGACUGACAGAUAGUGAUUUGCUAAGUUUGUUAUCCCUUGAAAAACUCCGCAAACUGAAAUUGGUUGGGUAUUUUCGCGAGAAUUCCAGUGUAACGUUUGGUGGCGGUGUGACACCAAUUUUAAAAGCCUUUGGGAAUUCAUCACUGAAGGCACUUUCUCUAUCCAAGUUGCCUGAUGUCAAUAUUAUGGUAAUCGCACAGCUUUGCCCGAACCUUCACUCCCUUGACCUUUUCGAUAAUUUGAGCUAUUCCAACAAAAAACUCAACGAAGAAUGGUUCAAGAUUGAACCUCAAGUAUUGAAGCAACUUGAAAAGCUGCGACUUUCUGUAGAAAAAUCAAGUAUCACUAUUCCGCGCGAACACUUCAUCUUGCUGUUGUCUGGACCUUCUCUUGUGGACAUAGAUAUUGGGAGUUUUUGUCCGCUCAACGACGGCGUUCUCCAAGAGGUGGUUCGAGUUCAGAAGUUCCAUCGUCUUGAAAAUUUGACAGUCACUGAAUGCCACAAUGUGACCGAGAAAGGGAUUGACAUCUUCAUGAAUGCCCAAAACCCUCUUAAGAAGAUCGCGUUACAUUGGUGUCGUAAAAUAACGAAGAAAAAUGUUGAGUAUUGGGAAAAGCAAGCUAAAAUGAACAACUGGCAAAUAUUGAUCGAGUUCGAAGAGGAUGUUGAAGAGGACUAUUCUGAGGAUGAAGAUGCUGAAGACGUUCUUGCCCGAAUGCAGUAUGAAUACGGCCUGCCCGAUUAUAUUGUGAAUUCGGAAUGGUGUAAAGAUUUAAUGGCAAUAGCGACCCAUGGAUGCGAGGAUUGGGAGGAAUUUUUGGAUGAUGAUGAUGAAGAUGAAUUUUAGGGAUGAUGAUUGCUGUGCGUUUGAGCGAAGAAAUUAACGUAAAUUUUGUCCUUAUUUUGUUUGUUAUCAAGUUCAUGUAUCGUCUUACUUUAUGAUUUUUGAUAUAGGAAGAAACAUACUCAUUUGCUAAGUGUCUUUAAUGUGGUGUUUUAGUUUGUACUUUGUACUGUUUUGUUUUCUUCCCUCAAAUUUCCUAAAAUAAAAAUAAAUCGUGAAGUUACGAUAGUUAC
Messenger RNA from Daphnia pulicaria, 2173 nucleotides. RefSeq names its product F-box/LRR-repeat protein 4-like. Gene Ontology annotation, cellular component: SCF ubiquitin ligase complex. The record is from RefSeq and is a predicted model, not a curated record. The coding region runs from base 225 to 1943 and encodes 572 amino acids. The transcript has 5 exons. Gene Ontology annotation, biological process: SCF-dependent proteasomal ubiquitin-dependent protein catabolic process. Lineage: Eukaryota; Metazoa; Arthropoda; Branchiopoda; Diplostraca; Daphniidae.